UUACGCACACACAUAUGUAUCCAUCUGUUUCCAUAAAUUAAAAUUUAGAUCCGUGAUCUUCGGUUUCUUAACAUAUUAAUUAAUCUUUCUCCUUUUCUGAUCAUACUCAAGUCAGCUUGGAUAUUAUAAUUAAUAUUUAGCUAUUUUUCUUUACCUUAAAAACUUGAAAUUCACCGGUUCUUCUAUAAUCAUGAUUUAUAUCUUGCUAAAAUCCCUUCCGUUUCUCUCUCUCAAAUCUUUGGAUCAUUACUACACGGACAUACGGAAUACUGUUUAUCUAUAUAUCUAUGAUUAGUAUAUAUAUGUUUUAUGCGUUUCCUAUGUCUAGCCUUUUCUUUUAUUUCACAAGGUCUUGAAAAAUGAAAACCCAAGUGAAUUCCAUGAAUGGAGGUUAUAAUCAUUGGCAUACUUCCUUCAAUUUAUGCUACUCUUCUUCUGUUCCAUAUGUAUACAUACAUAUAUAUGUAUAUACAUAUGCAGCACAGCAAAACCUCAGUUAUAUUAGAUGCAUCCAAGUACAUAGGAGAGCUGAAGCAGAAGGUUUCAAAAAUGAAUCAAGACGUGGCAGACAUGACUGCAGCGCAAAACCCCACCUCCGAAAAUCAUGAUCCCCCGAUGGUGGGAGUGGAAGCCUUAGAUAAGGGUUUUGUUAUUAAGGUGUUCACUGAGAGAAGCUGCCGCGGUUUACUUGUAUUUGUAUUGGAGGCCUUUGAAGAGCUUGGCCUUGAUGUCCUCCAAGCUAGGGUUUCCUGUUCGAACUGCUUUCUUUUAGAAGCUGUUGCGGAUAGUAGAAGAGAUGAAAUAAUAGAUGCACAAGUCGUUGAACAAGCAGUGGAGCAAGCAAUCGAGAAUUGGAUUGAAGUCGGACGUGAUGAUGAUGAUCAGGACCAAGAUUAAUAAAUUAAACAAGUCUUCUUCCUCUUCUCUCUUAAAUCCCUUUUUGUUAAUUACUAUCUUAAUUUAAUUAAUUAUGCGUCUAAGUUUCCUCUUAAUUGUUUAUUCAAUUUCUUAAUAUUUCUUAUCUAAGAUUUUUUGGAUUUCA
Messenger RNA from Carica papaya (papaya), 1042 nucleotides. The record is from RefSeq and is a predicted model, not a curated record. NCBI's taxonomy places the organism in Eukaryota, Viridiplantae, Streptophyta, Magnoliopsida, Brassicales, Caricaceae.